This is a messenger RNA of Nannizzia gypsea CBS 118893, 3474 nucleotides long. RefSeq lists its product as hypothetical. The coding region runs from base 1 to 3474 and encodes 1157 amino acids. The record is from RefSeq and is a predicted model, not a curated record. Gene Ontology annotation, molecular function: protein binding. NCBI's taxonomy places the organism in Eukaryota, Fungi, Ascomycota, Eurotiomycetes, Onygenales, Arthrodermataceae. The transcript is spliced from 5 exons.
AUGACCGUGAGUGCGCAUGGGAUGGCUGACCUCUUCUCUCCCCAAUUCCAGCUUACGGAGAAGGCUCAGCGCUAUAUAAACUUGCUGGACACAGCAAGAUGCAAUCAGAAUUGGCACGAAAUACCCGGCUUGGUCCGAAAGAUCGUUAAGCACGCCCCUGGCCGGAAGUGCUUGAUCCAGACUGCUCAGGUCGAAGCCCAGAUAAUAGAAUACUGCAGGAAACGAACGUCACUAGGAAGUGCCGCCAAUGAACAGGGCGCCGAUGCCCUACGAGAGUGCAUACCGAGCCUCCAAUCUGUACAGGGAGACGAGAAGAAUACCCCUGAGGAUACCUUCCAGGCACAAAUAUGUUUGGCAUGGCUGUUCUGGGAGCUAUUAGACCUAGAGGAGGCGACGGCGAGCCUGCCCCGGGAUUUCGAGGGUACCGUACGGGCCUUGACUAGCAGUGAAAGGCCAUUGUCACCAUGGACACAAGCGUGCAUUGUCCAGGGAGGCUAUCUAAAAGGUGCUGCGGAGGAAUUGUCCUCAGGGAAAGAAAAUGCAUUGCGGACCUUUAAAUCAACUUUCUCGUGGGCCGCCACUCCUGCAUCUGCUGAUACCUCAAAUCCCCAACUUCUGUUCUGGUCGGAACAGUACCUAGCAAGGACCUCGAUGCUGGCCUACGAGUUGUUUAUAUCUAAAGCGCCCAAUUACGAUGAGGCUAAACUAGAAUUUGGGCUACGAUCGCUUCGUCUCUGGGCGUCCCAUCCUGAUAUUAAAGGCAAUGACCCUGCAGUGGCUGCCGAUAUCACGCCAACAAAUUCAAGUUCGAAAACUUCAUUAUGGCGGGCAUACUAUGAUCUCCUCUCUAUAAUCUUACAGAACGAUCUCCAAUACCCACCUAUGUCGGAAGCCCCAAAGCGAAUACAGCUCUCAACAGAGUUUCGAAGGAUAGAGGCAACUUGCGAAAACGUGCUCCUCAGGCACUCCAAGUUUCCAAAGGCUAAUGUUACCAACCAAGAAGUUGAGCUCUGGGUCAAGCAGGUCAUACGCAACUGGGAAGUUUUUUGCGGUGCCGAAUGGUGUGAUGAUGAUUUCGGAGAGGGAGGGCAAGGUGCCAUCUCGCGGAAUGUUUUGGAUAUAUUAUAUCGCGCCGCCACCAAGACGUUUCACUCUACAUUAAUCCUCAGGAAACUAUUUCACGUACAUGCUGCACUGGCUGAGUUUGACCUGGCUCUUCAUGCCCUGGAUACAUAUAUCCAUCUUGUAAAAGACGCAAAAGAAAGAUCGGAGCAUUCCAGCCACAUGAGGGAGGUCGAAGAUCCAGCACUUUUCAUCUAUACUCUGGCUGAAGGGUUGAUAAUGUUAUGCUGCUUUGGGUCUCGAAGGGACGCAGAGAAAGUCAAGGAGCUUACUGACUUGUUAGAUGAAGCGCUGAGUGAACGAAUACAAACAAAUGGCCAUAAUUCAAUUCAAGGCAGUGCUCAACCGGGCGAAACUAGCAUUCCUUCUCAGUGGAUGCCGUUUGCCUACCGGGCUAUUGGCAUUGGCCUGGCUACGUGGGCAAGAUGGACUCCUAUCAGCGAAUCCAGAGCCGAACUUCAGGCCAAUGCCAUUUGUGCCCUAGAGAAGGCCAUGGUAGCCGAAGCUGAACAGGAGCCGAGCCCUGCGACGGUAUUUGCUCUUGCUAUGCUACGUGCAGAAACGAGAGAUCUAGAUGGUGCCAUUGAGCUUGUUCGUACGGCACUAAGCUCAUCCAAUGUUGAAGACGACGCAGAGCAGGCGGACUCGCGCUCCGUUAUUAACUACGGGGAGAGAGAUAUCGUCCCACUGUGGCAUUUACUUGCGCUCUUACUCAGUUCAAAAGAGGACUUUAAAACCGCGGUCAAUGCCUGUGAUGUUGUAUUUGAAAUGGUCUCGACAGAAAAGCUACUCCAUAAGCAAAGUACUUUCAGGCCUCUUCGAACCUCAAGCGGAAAGGACGAGGCCUGCCUGAGCUUCGUUGGUGAUGGACAACAUUCCAGGUUUCCAGACAUAGAAACACGCGAGAGGGAGAGCAUGGUUGAGCUACGCAUGACACAACUCGCACUUAUGGAUGUCGUCCGUGGCCCCGAGGCUGCCCUGAAUUACAGCGAUGAACUUAUUAGUCUGUUUGGCCGGCUUUUUGCUGGUGUUGGGCUGGGUGAUAUCGAUGUUAAAGGCAACUCAGACCAUCUGACUCCUCCAAAAAGCGCAUCUGGGACCGUUAGAACUGGGCGUGGUAGCAUUUUUGGCUGGAAAAGGACCCAGCGGUCUCCGAUAGAUCAGGGGGCCCUGCUGCACGGCGAUUCUGGCACAGGACCUGGAGCUGCAUCAGGAAUCCCUGACAAAGAAUCAGCUGCUGCAGCACUUGCACCAGCUAUCCAAGUCACUAAUAAUGACGAACAAGCGUCUAGUCCAGCACAGCAUCGCGGUAGGUCUCGUCAAGGCUCACUUCUACGCAAAGAAAAUAAAUUCUCCCAGAAGAUCCAUCGCCUGGAAGGAAGCGUAGCCAACACAGCCCCUGAAAAAGACUUGACUUUAAAUGAACAAAGCGACACCGCGAGGCAAACCCUACCGCCUGUCUACCACAACAUGAAACACACGGAAGAACCAGCUCCAGCUGGCCACCUACACCAGCCACCAAUACAGGACGUUAGGUUACCUACAGCUCACCAAUCCAGCCCCCUGAAUAAGGCAUUGACCAGAUUCCCAAGAGUUCAGGAGCAAAAGCACUCCCUCGGUUUGCUUGUCAAGAUAUGGCUGUUCAUCUCUAACCUUUACCGGAGGGCCUUACUACUUGAAGAUGCUAUGGAAGCUUGCAACGAGGCAUCAACACAUGCCACUCGUAUUGAAGGAUUUGUUGCAGCCCAAGAGUCAUCCGCUCGGGCCUUUGCUGAUGAAGGAUGGGGUGGUACAAAGUCUCCAGAUGAGCUAUGGGGCGAUAUCUAUGCCGAACGCGGUUAUAUCGCCCAGGCGCAAUCGAAGCCAUAUGAAGCCAUCAAGCAUUUCGAGGAAGCACUCAUGCAUUACCCUGAUCAUCCACGAGCAACGGUCGGUUUAGCUACACUCCUACUUGAUAUUCACGAGCAGACACUGCCCGCAGAAGAAUCUUCGCCGCCCCCAUUACCUGAUAUCUCAAACAUUUCUCUCCACUCACCUUCGCGCCAACCGGAAACAAAUGCUACAAAUGGAAUAGGUGCCAAAGUUGAGUCUACAGCUACGCCACCCAAUGACACACCUGAGUCUCUUAAUCGUCUUGCUGCGAGAGACAGGGCUUAUGGGCUACUCUCUACUCUAACUAAACUCGGCACUGCGUGGGAUAACUCGGAAGCAUGGUUUGCCUUGUCUAGAGCGUAUGAGCAAGGGGGCCAGGUUGAAAAGGCAAAGGAAGUGUUAUGGUGGUGCAUCGACCUUGAGAACGGCCGGCCGGUUCGACAUUGGUGGAACAUUGGGUCUGGUGGCUAUGUUCUUUAA